Messenger RNA from Suhomyces tanzawaensis NRRL Y-17324, 471 nucleotides. RefSeq lists its product as uncharacterized. Gene Ontology annotation, molecular function: peptidase activity. The transcript has a single exon. Gene Ontology annotation, biological process: protein modification by small protein removal. The record is from RefSeq and is a predicted model, not a curated record. The coding region runs from base 1 to 471 and encodes 156 amino acids. Lineage: Eukaryota; Fungi; Ascomycota; Pichiomycetes; Serinales; Debaryomycetaceae.
AUGGAAGACCCCGCCUACGCCGUCAAGGUCUACGUCUACGACCUCUCGCACGGCCUUGCAGCCGUGUACUCGCCAAUGGUGCUUGGAACCACCAUCGAGGCCAUCUACCACACCUCAGUGGUGGUAUACAACAAAGAGCACUAUAUCAACGCAGGAAUCCAGGUGUCGCCUCCAGGAACCACCAAGUACGGUCUCCCCAUCGAAGUCAUCGACAUGGGAGAUACUUUCAUCGGUCCUGAGAUUUUUGACGAGUUUUUGGAAGAGCUCCGCAACCACGAUCACAACAAGUACCACGCGUCCAAUUACGACAUCUUCGACAACAACUGCAACCACUUUUCCAACACGGUGGUGGAGUUCUUGGUGGGCCGCAGCCUCGACGACAGGAUCGUCACCCUCCCCCAGAAGGUGUUGGCCACUCCCAACGGCCAGAUGCUUCGCCAGAUGCUUGGGAACGGAGGCGCCUGGGUGUAG